This is a messenger RNA of Lates calcarifer (barramundi perch), 4133 nucleotides long. RefSeq lists its product as uncharacterized. The record is from RefSeq and is a predicted model, not a curated record. The coding region runs from base 650 to 2137 and encodes 495 amino acids. Gene Ontology annotation, molecular function: DNA-binding transcription factor activity; RNA polymerase II cis-regulatory region sequence-specific DNA binding. Lineage: Eukaryota; Metazoa; Chordata; Actinopteri; Centropomidae. The transcript has 4 exons. Gene Ontology annotation, biological process: regulation of transcription by RNA polymerase II.
GUCAUAGUACAGCUACCUUAAAGCGCGUGGAAUCUCCCCGAUCACUGCUGCAGCCAUUUCUUUUGUCUCAGAGGCCGAUAGUGAUAGAAGGAGGUUUUCUUUCAAAGCCAGAAAUGUGUGGAUUUUUUGCUGGCCUUCUCAGGCCUCGACGAGCUUUUGCUCCGAGGGCCCUUAUAAUGAUUCAACAAAAAGCAAAUAUCCAUGACAAACCACCAAAACAUAACGUUGGUGCGGUGGAGUCUGUAUUCGUCAUGACUGUGUUGAUCCUGGCCGUUCUCGGACCAUCUUGUUGGAUACUUUCAAACUUGGACCAUUACAAAAGUCGUGACUGAUGGAUGAGGCCCUGGAAACACUGGCUGUACUUAAACCCGUGGUGUUGUGCAUGUCGUUUGAAUCUUUUGAAAUCUGUUUUGUUAACAUAAUAAACUUGAGUUUGUCAAUUUAAUUGAGUCAAUUUCUCUUUAAUUAACGGGUGCAGUUCGGCCCCUGCACCAGUAGAUGGCAGAAGCAGUCGGCGGAAGUGAAACCUAUCGCAUUGCUUACAUACACGCUCUAUCACCUCAACGUAUUCAUAACGGAGAGUCUGUCAGUCGUAGGGAGUUAUUAAUCUCAAAUUUCGUCAUAGAGCAAAUGUGUCUUUGAAUGCAUCAUGAAGCCGCAGCUGACUGGGGCCAAGAAACGGCCGCCUGUGGCAAGACCAGCCGGGGUUGAGGCUGCCUUGUCUUUGCAAGAGGAGCUUGUUGCAGCGAUACAUGGAGCAUUUGAAGUGGCUGUGCACAUCGCAGUUAGAGAGGUGAAAAAACUGGUGGGUCAGACAACGGGCGAUACCUAUGAAAAGAUGCGACGAGAGAACGAAUCCCUCAAACAAAGGCUGCAGAGAGCUGAGGCUAUGUUGGACUCUGCUCGCAUGAGGAAAAGCGGUGGAAGCCCUCCUCCUUCACAACAACUCAUCAAAGCCUCAAAGCACACGGAUCAACCGUCUCACCCUAAAUACAAUCAAGUAAGCCCCAGUCUUCAAGUGGGCAAUGCGCACAGUGGUAGAGGGAUCAGAGGUGACGCGCCUCCUGCCAACAACAGCCGUGCACAGCAGCCUGCUGACCCCCAAAAUGAACACGUGAGCAGAAAUGAAGAGCAGAGAUCCGGCGACUUUGAGAAGACCCAGCCUGUCAGUGAUGCAGCUUCAGACCCAGAGGAAGAGAGAAAUAAUGGGUGCUCUAAAGACGUCACUGAAGAGAUUUCCCGUGGAUGUGUGGUGAAGGUAGAGAGUAUUAACCAGCCACGUCAGGACUCCACAGCUCAAGACCACCACUUGGCACCACUUUCCAACACUGACAAGUCCACAUUAGAGCAGGUCACAGUAAAGCAGGAGAAGCCAGAAGAGGAGGAGAGAGAUGGUUCAGCUUGUUGUUUAGACUCAAUCAAAGUGGAAGAUUUUAGCCUGGAGUGUAUGUCAGCGGUCCAGUCCAAAAUGUUGGAGGAGUGGGAACCAGAAGUACCAGAUACUCAGAGCCAAGACCCAAACACCCCGCUAUCCUGCACCAGGCCGGCUCAGGCUCAUCCCCCGAACUUGACUGCAGGCCUUCCAUCACCCACAGACCUUCCAUCCCUCUCCUCUGAGUUCCCCAUCUUCCAGCUGGCGGAACCAGCUCCCAUCCCAGAAGCCCCUCCACAGAUUUAUGGAGUCCACGUGCGGACCAGCCGCAGCCUUGGCCACACUGUCGGCAACCUCUACGCCUGCAAGUCCUGUGGUCAGACCUUCCACCUGCCCAGCUUGUUGCGGCGGCACUACGGCCAGUGCCAGCAGAAGCUCCAGCAGCGUUGUCAGCAGCCUGUAGCAGGAAGCAAGAGGAGACUUCAGCUUUACCCACCGGGCUGCAGCCCCUUCCGCUGCACAGAGUGCAACCGAGAGUUCAACCGCAUGGAGAACCUCAAGACCCACCUUCGCAUACACACGGGAGAGAGACCGUACACCUGCUCUGUGUGCUCAAAGUGUUUCCGUCAUUCUGGUGCAUUAACCAGGCACUUCCGUAUCCACACUGGAGAGAAGCCUUACAUCUGCGGACAGUGUGGGAAGUCAUUCAGAAACUGCGGGGGGCUUAAAUUCCACCAGCGUUCACACAGCAAGCAGCUACAGUAGUGGGAGUCAACAAUAUUAAGGUCUUCAUUACCUAUCUUUAUGUGAGUUAUAAACAGCUGAUUUUAUACUGCUUAAAAUAUUUUAAUUUGUCCUUUUCUGUGUUUAAAAAAAACAAUUCUUGCAAGCUUUUACAGAUUGAGUCCCGAAGCUGUCUAAAAUUCUCUGGACAGAGAUGAUGUAUCCCUUUUUAUGUGUGUCUGAUAGCUUACAGGACCUUAAGAGUUGUGCUUUUUUAUGCUAUAAACAAGAAAGUAGAAUUUUAUAGUCUUUUGAAUUAUUGUUACACACAUCCAAGGAUGUAUUAUCAGCAUUUCAGAGCUGGAUCACACCUUCUAAUAGGUGACUGUUCUAUAACAGGGUCUCACCUGUCUGUACUGUCCUCACAUCUUUCUGCUAGGUCUUCCUUUGAGAUUGCAAAUAGUGUUCACAAGAGCUCUCCCACAAACAGCAGGAGAACUGGCAAGUACAUCAUACUGAGGCGGUCUGUGUCAAACCAAAAACUGUUAAGUUAUUGAAAAAAAAAAAGUUUUAUUUCGGCGAUAAUGUUGUGUAAAUCAGUUUCAACUUAUUGGUAGAAGAGGACCAAGUAGAAAGACAAACUAUCGAUAUUCUAUUUGAUAACUAAUUCAGCUAUUUAAUUGGAUUACUGUACAUGUAUAUUCUGGCUCAGUAGUACUUAUUGAGAUGUGUGAAAGCUUUCAGUGUAAUUCUAAAUGCCACGUUUCGUUUCUUUUAUGAUUGUUAUUGAAGAAAAUCACUGGCUGAGCCAGUUGUUGUUGCCAAUUGUUUGUGUGCUUCAUUUAUCCAAAUAUGCAUCUUAUUUUGAUUACACUAUAUUGGAAAAUAAUGUAAUCAACAGUAAUAAACGUAUGAAAAUUGCUCAAACAGUGAACAAAGUAUGUAUGUUUUAUUGUAUUGUACCAAUACUGUAUAUGACCAUGGAAGCUUAUCAGUUGAAGUCUAACUUUGAUGUUUGAUUUAGUUGGACGUGGAAAAUGAAGUACAUUUUCUCAAGUCACUGGCACCAGAAGACAUUACCAGAUCAGCCAUAGCCUCGGCAGAAUCCCAGUUCAGUGUCUCCUGAGUGUUCAGAGUCAGAUAGCAGCCAUGUUUACAACUCUUUACGGCUGAUUUUUGAAAAGAAUUGUCAAGUGCAGAUUUCCACAGAAUAAAUGAUGAUCCCCCCUUUUACAAGGGAUAUCCAAUUAAAAAACAAUAGAAGAAAGAUUGCUGGGAGACGUUCAGAUUGCCAGUAGAGGGCAACAAAGACCAUCUCAUAUCAAAGAAAUUAAGCUUACGAAAAGCUCAUUAUGUCAAGUUAAUGUUCAGGCAUAGGAUGUCUUUUUGCAUUGAUUACCAAUAUGUGACAACAGAUCUGUGCAACGUACCGUAUGUCCAACACCAAACCAGAAACCACAUCACAGGAAAUGUUUGCUCAAACUACGGUGCAGCUGUUGUUACCCUAAAUAUUUGCACUGGUAUGUAAAAGUAUAAGGCACAUCAUGUCUGUUGCUGCUGUACAAUGGAGUAUACUGUAAAUGAUGAGGUACUUAUGAACUUGCUGCAGCUGCUUAAGUGUUUCAUUAAGGCUUAAUUGAAUCAUUCCAGUGUCCCAGUGGAUAGUCACGUCCCAUCACACCCUACCUGUCUGUUGACUCAGUAGUUUGAUUGGACGUGUUAAUAAGGAAAUAGAGGCUGUGUGCAUAUGUGUGUGUGCCUUUUUAAAUGGCUACAUUUCCCACUGAGAUGAAAACACUCUAACUCAUCUCUGAACGUCAGACUGUGACACAGGUCAUCAAACGCUCUGCAGUUGUGUCUGUGUGUCUUUUUACUGAUGCUUUGUUCAGUUUCCAUCAUUAUAUUUCUUGAUAGUAUUUUUCAUCUUUGUAUUACAUUUCAUCUCUGUUCCCUCUUUCUCUUUGCUGCUUCCUGCCUGCAUGCUCCAAUGUGAAAACAAGGCUCUGCAUUGUAAACUGCAUAUUAAAUUUAAACUGCC